AUGGAGAGCAAGGAAGGAUAUGAAAAGACACUAAAGAGCAAUAUUAGUGAAACUGACAUGAAAUGUACAAAUUGUGGAUGGUCUGGAAAGAUGAAAAUUGUCGAUCUCAGCGAUGUGACAGAGAACGUGAUAUGUGCCUUUAUUUGCGAAGAGUGUGGAGAUAAGUCUGUUAGCUUCCUUGAGAAAAUGUGUGAUCACCGAGGAAGUGUCAGGAUCGAGUGCCACUUCGAUGACAAAGAGGAUCUUUCUCGGGAGGUAAACAUAAGCCAAUUGGCAUCGGUUGAGAUAAUCUCAGAUGAUCUUUCUUUCAAGCUCACUAGUACCUAUCCCAGUAUCCAGAAUGUCGAGUCUUUCUUGAUACAGGGAAAGGACCAGAUUAGAAAUUUGUGUGGCAAAGAAGACAUAACAAGCGGAGCAGGUGCAGGAAACGUUCUAGCAAGCGGUGGUAUCUCGAGGGAAACCUGCGAAAAGAAGCUGGAUGACUUCCAGAGGCUUAUUGACAACCCGAAGUUCAAACUAAUCAUUGAAGACGAUCUCGGGCUUUCCAGAGUUGCUCCGGUUGGCAAAAAAGUCCUUGAUUUACGUGAUGCUAACACCAGUGAGCUUAAUGACGAGAAGGUUAACCAUAUCUUUAGAAAGAAAUCAGAAUAA
Messenger RNA from Encephalitozoon hellem ATCC 50504, 651 nucleotides. RefSeq names its product Zn-finger protein. The transcript has a single exon. The coding region runs from base 1 to 651 and encodes 216 amino acids. Gene Ontology annotation, cellular component: cytoplasm. The record is from RefSeq and is a predicted model, not a curated record. Gene Ontology annotation, molecular function: zinc ion binding. NCBI's taxonomy places the organism in Eukaryota, Fungi, Microsporidia, Unikaryonidae.